Molecule: messenger RNA, 186 nt
Organism: Symbiodinium necroappetens
Lineage: Eukaryota; Dinophyceae; Suessiales; Symbiodiniaceae
Source: the annotation of a GenBank genome assembly
AUGGAUAUCAUGAAGGAGCAAAAGCGUGUAUCUUGGGAUGAGCUCAAGAACAAGCUGGCCGAAGCAAACUGGAAGGAGGCAGGCGUGCCCGGGUCCAGUGAAUUCGACACCUACGCUGCAAAGCUUGAAAAGACACGAAACGAGCGACUUGCACAGCAGGAGGACGACACAAAGAAAGCGCUGAAG